AAUGAUCAUAUAGGAACAAAUGGGGUAUGGACAUUAGAACAGAAAGGUCUGAAGCCUACCAUGAGUAUCUCAUUUGACGAAGCAAUACCUACAAAAGCACACAUGGCAUUAAAAAGAUUAGUAGAUGCCAAAAAAGUUAAGUUCAUCAUAAGCCAAAAUAUUGAUGGCUUACAUCUUCGAUCGGGGGUACAAAGGCAACAUCUGGCAGAGUUGCAUGGAAAUAUGUUUACGGAACAGUGCGACAAAUGUGGCAGACAAUUCAUUCGGAACUUUGCAACCAAAAGCGUGGGCAAGAAAUCUUUGGACACUGUCUGUCGAUCAGAACAGAUAGGUGGUCGUCCAUGUCGCGGCCGUAUGCAUGAUACCAUUCUCGAUUGGGAACACAACUUGCCAGACAGUGAUUUGUCGUUGUCUGAUUUGCAUUCUAGUGUGGCUGACUUGAGUAUAUGUCUGGGGACGACGUUACAAAUUAUUCCCAGUGGUAAUUUGCCUCUGUACACCAAAAAAUAUGGAGGUCGACUCGUUAUAUGUAAUCUACAACCCACGAAACAUGAUAAAAAGGCAGAUCUGAUCAUUAACGGUAACAUUGACGACAUAAUGAUCAGUGUAAUGAAAAAGUUGGGCCUGGAGAUCCCAGAGUACGAGAGCACAAUGGAUCCUACACGAAACUCCGAUACAACAUCCAAGGAAAUGGACUGGACCAUACCGACCAGCAGAGUGAAGGAGAUGAACGUUUUGUACAAGAAAGUAUGCAAACCGAUGAAAAGGAAACGGAAAACGUUUAUGUACGAGAGGGAACGAACGGACACCAAACGCGAGGUGAAGUCGAAGAAGCCGGCGUUCAUGAUGAAGCAGGAGAUAAAAGCAGAGGAUCCACUGAACGCGCCCAACAUAGUAUGCAACAACCCGGUAUCUGGCGACGUGAGUAGUAAUCCUGUAAAACUUGAGGAGGAUCUCAAGGACCAACUGGAACCGUUCGAGUUCUCCACGGAGAGCGUAGCUCAGCCGGAUCCUGAUUUACAAGUGUCCGAUAUACUGUAGCAUGAAGAUUUUAACAUAUGGUGAUCUUGACGACCUAAUAUUCUUGUUGAGGGGUCUUUCUAUUUUGGAACAUUGAAAACAGUUAAAUUUCAAAUUGAGCAACCUUCUCUUGCAACCAUAGGUUCGAUCACGUUUCAUUUUCUUUUUUAAACGCGUCAUUAUAGAAAUUGAGGAAGGUUGCUGAUUUCGAGAAAGUUGCGACUGACAGGUUUCCCUGUAAGGAAUCUGUGAAAGGUGAUCUAACUGUUUCAACCGUUGAAAUAGGAAGAUCCCUUUUAGUCCCAGUCCACGUUCAAUUUAUCCAAGAGUGCAUAUGGAAUGGAUGUUAUCUAUAUGUGAA
Messenger RNA from Nomia melanderi (Alkali bee), 1381 nucleotides. Lineage: Eukaryota; Metazoa; Arthropoda; Insecta; Hymenoptera; Halictidae. The record is from RefSeq and is a predicted model, not a curated record.